Messenger RNA from Medicago truncatula (barrel medic), 1283 nucleotides. RefSeq lists its product as uncharacterized. Gene Ontology annotation, molecular function: RNA binding. The transcript is spliced from 6 exons. The record is from RefSeq and is a predicted model, not a curated record. The coding region runs from base 229 to 918 and encodes 229 amino acids. NCBI's taxonomy places the organism in Eukaryota, Viridiplantae, Streptophyta, Magnoliopsida, Fabales, Fabaceae.
AUCCACUCUUUCUAGAAAAGGGGAAAAAAGAAAAACAGAACCUAAUGCAAACGGUUAUUUUUCGUGCAACUUAUUUUCAUACCCAAUAGUAUUAGUCCUUUUAAUCAAACCAAAAGAGGAAAAGAAACCCUAAUUGCACUACGCCAGACGGGGGGUGAUAACCUGAAUCAAAUCAGAGCAGUUAGCGAUUCUCUGAGUGUUACCGGCGGGAGACUAAUACGGCCGUAGAUGACGGAUCCGUACUAUCCAUACCCAACUCCCGCACCUUCUGACGGAGCAAGCUUUGCCAGAAGUAGUUAUGCAGGUUACAUUCCAUCUGAGGCACCGUCAUUGGCUUCUCCUCUUCCUAAAUCCACUGAUUUUCCGGGUUAUGGAUCAGAUUACCUUAAUAAAGAUGUAAGUUUGUUUCGGAUGGAACCAUAUGGUGUUGAUGAUACAAGGGGAUCUAGAGUUCACUCCGAACAUAACGCGACAAGUUAUAAUCCUCUUGAAGAUGUAGAUUUAAGUACGAAAAGAGAUGCUCUGUUGGGCGUUAGUACGGGUGUUCCUGAUCCAAUUGCAAAUAACGAAAGAUCAAUCUCUAAAAGCAAUUACGAUGCCCUCCCAGUUUCAGCUGCGGAAUCAAACAUUUUGUUUGUGGGUGGGCUUCCAAAAGACUGCACUAGAAGGGAAGUAGGGCAUCUUUUCCGUCCCUUUAUUGGCUAUAAAGAUAUCAAGGUUGUUCACAAGGAGCCACGACGAAGUGGGGACAAGGCUAUGAUUUUUUGUUUUGUGGAGUUUACUGAACCCAAAUGUGCUCUCACCGCAAUGGAAGCUCUACAAGGCUACAAGUUUGAUGAUAAAAAGCCCGAUUCACCAACCUUAAAAAUCAAGUUUGCACACUUUCCUUUCCGCCCACCAACUGAUGACGGACAAUAAGCAUAUUAGUAUGACAGACUCGUGCUGACUGGUAUUGUAUUUCUUUGUUGUGAAGUUUGAUGCUGCUCAGAUGAACUCUAUCUGAUGGAGAAUUUGCUUUUGGAUUCAAAAUUUUAGACGAGGCCUGGCUGUUAAAUCUAGAAUUUUUUUGUUAGAAUUUUCAUGAUCUUGGGAAUUAGGCUGUGGCAUUGUAACAUUGAGUUUUGAUCUGUCGUAAAUCCCACGUCGGUAGGAGUGCGCCGCCCUUUCUUUCUCAAGCAGGGAGUUGUUGUGUAUUAUAAAAUAAAAUGGUCAGUUGUUAUUUUAAUGUGUAUUCAGGCAUCAUAUUUGGCAUUAUAUACCACAGGCAAUACCGCAACGCAACA